AGGUGGAGCACAUGGCCAACCUCGACGACACGCGUCAGGUGGUCAGCACCACCUAUAACACACCUAUUGGGCUCUACUCUUCUGGGAACAUCCAGGACGCCAUGGAGGGACAGAUGAAAGGAAUCGUUGCGCCCAAAUCCGAAAGCCCGAGGACGUUGGCUAACAUCGAGGACUCGGACGUCUAUCGCAUGCUGCAGAAGGACCAUGAGGAACCGGGAGAACCUCGACAGUCGGGAUCCUUCAAGGCGCUGCAGGAAUAUGUCGAGAGCGACGGCACUAAGCCGAUAGUGACCAGGACUGUUAAGCCCACCACCAAACCCAGCGCUCCCACCGGAAACCUGCAGAAACUUCCCAUCUGCGACAAGUGUGGAAACGGCAUUGUUGGUACAGUGGUGAAGGCUCGCGACAUGUUCCGCCACCCGACUUGCUUCGUGUGCGCCGACUGCGACGUCAAUCUGAAGCAGAAGGGUUAUUUCUUCGUGGAAGGCCAACUGUACUGCGAGACCCACGCCAGGGCCAGGAGCAGACCCCCACCCGAGAGUCACGACUUGUAGGGAAGGGACUCACCCACCGAGGGACACCGCCUGGUCACCGUUUUCCUGUCCAGCUAAAUGACAUCGCUUCCUGUUCACUAAUGUCCCCAUUUAUAGUUUUUGAUUCAUUA
Molecule: messenger RNA, 664 nt
Organism: Syngnathus typhle (broad-nosed pipefish)
Lineage: Eukaryota; Metazoa; Chordata; Actinopteri; Syngnathiformes; Syngnathidae
Product: PDZ and LIM domain protein 3-like
Exons: 4
Coding region: 12-554 (180 amino acids)
Biological process (GO): heart development; muscle structure development; actin cytoskeleton organization
Cellular component (GO): Z disc; filamentous actin; adherens junction
Molecular function (GO): actin binding; muscle alpha-actinin binding
Source: RefSeq, a predicted model, not a curated record